Dracunculus medinensis (Guinea worm) is the source of this 510-nucleotide messenger RNA. The record is from the annotation of a GenBank genome assembly. NCBI's taxonomy places the organism in Eukaryota, Metazoa, Nematoda, Chromadorea, Rhabditida, Dracunculidae.
UUUGUGACUUUUUUCCUUUUAACGCUAGACUGCUUUGGUUCCACAAUACCUGGUGCUUAUAUGUGUUUUUUUCUAGGAUACGCAAAUGAAGUUGGUGAAUCUUUUCGAGCACUUAUUCCGGUCAGUUUUGUUCGUUUAUCGUAUAUUGUUUCAUUUGGUUAUGUUUGCGCCGACAUAGCUGACAAGUGCCAAAAAACUUAUCGAAUGAAAUAUUCAACUAAUGAAGAACGUAAUAGGAAUGUUACAUUGAGGGCAAUGGAUACGUUUGUAUGGCAAGCAUUAGCCUCUGUCAUUGUUCCGGGGUUCACAAUUAAUCGAAUUUGUGCCCUCUCUUUUAAAAUAUUGAAAAUGGCGACACGUUGGUCACUGCAGAGACAGAAAUGGACGACUACUGCAAUCGGACUUGGAUCUAUUCCGUUCAUUGUUAAGCCAAUAGAUAUUGCAGUUGAAAGAGGAAUGAAUGCUUUAAUUCGUAAAUAUUAUCCGGAUGAUAUAUUUGAUAUAAAAUAA